UUACAAAAGGGAACCCUUUUCACCGCCCACGCCACGCCCCUUUUGGAGGAAGCGGCCAAUCAGGUUGCGGCAAGGAGAGUACUUUAAACCCAGCGAUGCUGUUCAGGGCUUUGCUUGCCUGGCUGAGAAGGAAGCAGCUGCUGAAGGUGGUUUACAUUCAAGAUGUGGGGACCAUUGAUAGUGUGUCUAGUGUUAGGUGGGACGGUGUUUUCUCUUCGGUGCCCAGAUGGAAACCGGUGUGAAGGAUCCUCCAUUUGUUGUCAGCGCCCAGGAGAGAGUGGAUAUGCCUGCUGCGACAAAUCUCAGUUUGUGGGAGCCUCCCAGCUCAUGCUUCCCCCAGACAGUGUGAAUGAGCUCUCCAGGACUGUGUGUCCUGAUGGUAGCAUUUGCCCAGCGGACCAUUCCUGUUUGCAUACAGUGGAUGCUACCUUUGCCUGCUGUCCCUGGAAAGAGGCCAUCUCCUGUGCUGACGGACACCAUUGUUGCCCCCUGGGCUCUCACUGCAGUGCUGAUGGACACUCUUGUGUACAGAGCGAAGUGGUAACCCUUCCUGCCUCAGUCAGUGCCGUUCAGUGCCCAGACCAUGAAUACGAGUGCCCAGAUGAUGCCACGUGUUGCCAGAUGCUUGACGGAUCCUGGGGCUGUUGCCCAAUGCCAGAGGCAUCCUGUUGUUCUGACAAGAUCCACUGCUGUCCUCAUGGCACAUCUUGUGAUCUGGCACAUGAACGGUGCUUCUCAGCCUCCCAGGAGUGGGCUCUUUCAAAGAAGUUCCCAGCAAAGAAAAAAGCCCUGGUGUUAAGUCUGGCUGAAAAAAAUAUCUGUCCAGGUAAACGGUCUAGCUGUCCUGAUGUUGCCACCUGCUGCCUUCUUCCAACCGGCCAGUAUGGCUGCUGCCCUUUACAGAAUGCUGUGUGCUGCAGCGACCACCUUCACUGUUGUCCGCAGGGCACCACAUGUGACCUGUCACAUUCCAAAUGUAUAAUGACUUCGCGCUGGUCAUGGCCCAUCACCCGCCUCUCUGUGGACCUCCAAAAAGCUCAUGACGUUCAGUGUGAUUUAGAGUACAGCUGCCCAACUGGGAACACUUGCUGCAAAACAGCCUCAGGCGAAUGGGGGUGCUGCCCCCUUGAAGAGGCUGUGUGCUGCACAGACCACAUCCACUGCUGCCCAAAUGGUUACCAAUGUGACCUGGAAGAGGGCAUCUGCAUGAAAGAAGGCAGAAGUAUCCCAUGGCUUGCAAAGACAAAUGCAAGAUCUGCAGCAGCCUCUACUGGUAUGGUAGUGCCAUGUGAUACCCAGACUACCUGCCCAGAUGGCCAAACCUGUUGCCGCUUACUAUCAGGUGCCUGGGGCUGCUGCCCAGUACCACAGGCUGUAUGCUGUCCAGACCACAUCCACUGCUGUCCUAAUGGCUACUCUUGUGAUCAGUCGACGGGUUCUUGCUUCAAGAGGGGAGACUACCUCCCUUGGCUGGAAAAGAAACCUGCAAUCCUAGGCGUUGCCUCUGAGAGCCGGGAUGUCCGAUGUGAUGAUGAGACAAGCUGUGCAGAUGGGCAGACAUGCUGCAAGACGACGACGGGCGAGUGGGGCUGUUGCCCUUUACCAGAGGCUGUCUGCUGUGCUGACAGUGUGCAUUGCUGCCCUAAUGGCUACUCUUGUGAUGUUGCACAUGGCUCCUGCAUCAAAAGUGAGGGCUCUUCUCGGCAGCACUUCAUGAUUCUCAAUCUAGGAAGACAGGUUAGGGAUGUGAAAUGCGAUGACCAAACAAGCUGCUCAGAUGGGCAGACAUGCUGCCGGUUGGCAUCAGGCGAGUGGGGAUGCUGCCCUUUCCCCAAGGCUGUCUGUUGUGCAGACCAUGUGCAUUGCUGUCCCAAUGGCUACACUUGUGACCCAUCCAGGGGCACCUGUUUGGAGUCACAGCAUUCCCUGCCCUGGGCACCCAAACUACCUGCCCAGAUGCUGCAAAGCCAAGGCAUUCCCUGCAAUGACACUGUCAGCUGUGAGGAAGGCCAGACGUGCUGCAAGAGUGUGUCAGGUGCUUGGAGCUGCUGCCAAUUGCCCAACGCUGUUUGCUGUGAGGAUCACCAACACUGUUGUCCCUCUGGCUACACCUGCAAUGUGGCAGCUCAGACUUGUGAGAAACAGGAGAAGCCCAAGCCUCUGGCUUCAGGGGGCCUUCAGAUGUCUUCACAAGUUUCCACCUCCAGCCUGGAUGUGUCCUGUGGUGACCAACACUACUGUCGUGAUGGACAGUCCUGCUGUAAGGCCCAGUCAGGCGGGUGGGCUUGUUGCCCCUAUAAAAAGGGAUCCUGUUGCCGUGACAGACGGCACUGCUGUCCACCAGGCUUCUAUUGCUCUCCUUCAGGAUUUGAGUGCUACAGGAAGUGGGCCCCCCGUUGGGACAUUGGUGCCUUCUCUUCUCCUUCUGCCCAAGCACGCCUGUUCCUUUGAAGUGCCUUUUGGCAUGGACUUGCCCCAUGCAUGGGGGCUAGAGUGAGCUCAGCUUCUUUCAGGGAAGGGCUUUUCUGCCAAGUUGCUCAUUGGCCCUGAUGGAUCCCUGUUUUUUUUAAUACUUGCUGCCUCUGUGGGUGGAAGAGGCCUUCUUUUGCUCCUAUUUUCUGGUAUUGCCUGAACAACAAGCCCACCCACCUGUGGCCAGUUCUGGCCUUCUAGAAUCCUAUGGUUCACUACAGUGGCCUCCUAGAAUCUUGGAGUUGACAUCUUCGCUUUUUUCCUCAGAUGAUUUCUGGGGCUUGAUGUCUGUCAUUAAUGUUUUUUAUUUGUAUUAUGUAUGUUUUAUUUUGUUUACUUUCAUGCACUUUCUGAAAAUAAUGGUAAUCUUGACACUGGCUUGGCAGCUGCAUUUUUUCUGCCAUAACCUAGGUGAGUAACAUCCCAUAUAUCCUGUUUUGAAGGUGUUGCUCCCUCUCUGGUGGGUAAAAGCCAGCUUCUCUGUCCUUGCUGUUGUAUGCACAGUUUGUGGGGAUGAGUAGAGAUCCAUAAGUCUCUAGAUCAUGUUCCCAAGGCAUCUUGAACCACUGGAAACUUAAGAUGGGUGCAGAGACAUUCCUGUCUUUCCCCAUCUUGAGAUCUUACAAUAUUUCCCACUUGUCUUUUUCAGUUUACAGCCUUACAUCCCAUCCUUUUUUUUUAUUGCUGCAAGUAUGUACAAGUUUGGUGCUGGAAUAAAUUGGAAUAAACUAUGUGUGGGUGCCCCCCCCCCCCCCCCAGUAUAGGUCUUGAUUUUGCCACCUGAGGACCUGGGGGAAGUCCUCUUAUAGUCCAGGUAUUAAUACUUGCCCUGUGACUUUCCACAUCCUUCUUGCAAAGUAGGCACAAUCAGUGCUUGUGCUCUCUUACUCUAUUCUUCUAUUUCUUUCUCCUGUGCUAAUCAGAGAGUCUCCACUCAUUGGCGACAAAAUGAUUUAUUUCAUUGUGUUUGCAGACUUUGAUACUGUGGUUACAAAUGCAAGACUGAAAAAAUCCAAUAAACUGGUUGAUUUUAAAAGUUGA
Sceloporus undulatus (fence lizard) is the source of this 3513-nucleotide messenger RNA. RefSeq names its product granulin precursor (gene GRN). The transcript is spliced from 15 exons. The record is from RefSeq and is a predicted model, not a curated record. Gene Ontology annotation, cellular component: extracellular region. The coding region runs from base 163 to 2451 and encodes 762 amino acids. NCBI's taxonomy places the organism in Eukaryota, Metazoa, Chordata, Lepidosauria, Squamata, Phrynosomatidae.